Meloidogyne enterolobii is the source of this 294-nucleotide messenger RNA. The record is from the annotation of a GenBank genome assembly. Lineage: Eukaryota; Metazoa; Nematoda; Chromadorea; Rhabditida; Meloidogynidae.
AUGAAUUCAAGCUCAGACAAGUUGACUCAAACAAAUAUGACAAAAAAUAGAAGCCUGACUUCAUUGGAAAGUGGAUUUGUUAGUUUAAAUGAACUUAAAACAAAAGAACAAAUGGCUGUUGAAAUUGAUUUAAUUUCUAAUAAAAAUGAGAAAAAGAAAGAUGCCGUAAUUUUUACAAAAUUUGGAAAGGUAGUCAAUUCUUUCAAGGAGAUGGGGGAAAAGAUAAAUCUCAUGGCUAAGGUUUAUUUUUUUGUUAAUUUUUGCCUAGUAUUAGGGUUUUCUCGGUCGAUUUAA